AUGGCUGCGUCGAUUGGCGAAGAGUAUUACUCGUACUCGCCGCGGCCCUUUGUCGUGGCGUCGGCUGCAGUUGCCCCUCCUGCCGUCUCGUCCCCGGUGCCAGCGGCUGUGGGGAUGCCACCUCUUCCUGCCCCGUCGUCCGUGACUCAGGCCGGCCAUGUCCUCGCGCCUGCUCCGCCGUCUGUUCCCGCCGUUGCGGCGUUGUCAGCGCCUGUAGUGGCGCCUGGUGAUGCGCCUGCGUUAUUGCCUGCUCCCGCGCUUGCCUCGGCGUCCGUUCCUGCGCCUGCCCUUGGGCCAGCUGCGGCGUCUGAUCCUGCGCCCUCUCAUGCGCCUGCGCCUGUGGUUCCUCCUGCUCCCGUGGGCGUGGCGGCGCCCGUGCCUGUGGUUGCGGCAUCGUCUGCUGCUGCUGGAGUGGCCUCCGCGCCACCGCUGGUUGCGCCUGCCGUGGCGCCUUCUGCUGCUGCUGGUGCGGACCCGUCCUACCAGCCACCUCCAGCCACCAGCGCCGGCCCGAGCUCGGCGGAGGCGAACCGGGCUGCACCACGUGGCGGCCGAGGGGGCUGGUGGGGAGGGCGUGGUCACGGUGGCGGGUGGGUUUACGAUCAGCCGGUGACAAUGGCCGACUUGCAGCGGGUUGUGUCUGACGCGAUGCGCGAGGAGCGGAACGGGCGGGUGAGCCUGAGCAGUUCGCCGCGCCAUGAUCCUGCGCCGAUGUCUCAUCCUCCGCCUGCGCCCUAUGCGCCCGCUCCUCCUCUUCCCUCGACUGCCACUCCUCCUCCUCGUGCUCACGCUGCGUCCGCUGCUGCUCAUGGGAACCGCCUCCGGCUGCCGUGGGUUCCUCCUGUGGCGGGCGUGGAGUUUGUGACUGCGGGCGGGGGACCAGUGACGCCGCAGUAUCCGUCCCUGCUGCCCGUCGCUCCUGAUCCUCCGGCUGCUGAUCUGCCGGUACACUCGCUGGUGGGGCCUUCUCCUUCAGCGGAUGUGCCCGAGGCGUCACUCGGGCAGCUGUGGCGCCUCUCUGAGGGUCUGCGGGCUGUUCACCUGAUCCAGGUGUAUUGCCACGCGGCUCUUUCUCGUGGCGUGCCUCUGGUAGGCGGCCCUCUGGACGAGUGCUCGGAUGCCGCUGACCGGCUUGCCGAGCUCCUUGCGCCUGUGUUGGCUGCGCCCGCGCGGGGUGGAGUUGCGGGCGUUGGACAGCUUGGGACUGCGCUCCGUGGGCUGCGCCGGGCGAUGCGCGCAGCGACUGCAGUCGACCUGAUCGGCGCAACCACUGUGGUGGUGCGCGAGCUUCAUCGCUCGCUGACGGGUCUUCUCGCCGUCCUUGACGCGGAUCAGAUGUAG
Closterium sp. Naga37s-1 is the source of this 1341-nucleotide messenger RNA. Lineage: Eukaryota; Viridiplantae; Streptophyta; Zygnematophyceae; Desmidiales; Closteriaceae. The record is from the annotation of a GenBank genome assembly.